UUAACAGUCUUAGUGACAUGUGUAUCUGUGCCAUUUAAAGCUAUAACUAGGAUAGAGCGGAUGAAAGCGAUGGGCAAGGGCUAAGAUCAAUAUUAGUUGGUUUCCUUUGCCCACGUAAACUAUAACCAUAAUAUCGUCCUUUGCUGUUUUAAGCAUUCGUUAAGUAGGUUAUAUCUGAGUUAGAGGAGGUAGUCAUGCGCUCUGGGGAACGGGUCAUUCUGAGCCCAAGUACGUAGAGUGCUGACGCACCUCUUCUCCUCCAAAUUGAGGGAAAAGAGUCUGAUUUGGUACUAUUUUCUGUCACCAGUUUACAUUACCACAAUGGGAGAUGGGAGUAUGGGGGCAAGAGCCGCCCCAACCAGCGACGCAUCUCCCGGAUACUCUAUGGGUAGAUUUGGAGGGGAAGAGCGUCGGCACGAUGGGACCCUCCCCAGAAGCGGAGUUUGUGGCUGCGCAGGACAUUGCUGUGUCCGCAAAAAUGUUGAAGUUUAGAGAUCCCGAUUCAUUUAGAGCCGGAGAAUUGCAUAGGAAUGUAAAAGAAUGGGAGCGUAUCGCCUCAGAUUCUGCAGCUCACCAACGAGUGUUAAACUGGAUUAAGAAUAAAGUGGACAUAACGGAGUUCAUGGUUCCAUUUAAGGGAAACUUUCAGGGGCGAAUCUAUGAUAGCCCGUACCCGCCUAAGGCGUGUUUCUCAAACGGGAAAGCUUGCAAAGGUCAUGUAGAGUUUAUAACCAAGGAGUUGCGUGCUAGAUUAGCUAAAGGAGCAAUCAGAUUAUGGGGUAAGGUAGGAGAGUGCGAGCCACCACACUUAAUCAUGCCUAUUACGGUAGAGCCAUCUAAGCCAAGGCUCUGUUGCGAUCAGAGGUUUCUCAACUGUUGGAUUAAGGACACGCCGUUUACGUUAGAAACAUUAAGGGAUGUCCCAAGGAUGGUACCUCAAGGUUCUUUUCUGACGUCGGUAGAUGAUAAGAGUGGAUACGACCACCUAUUGGUUACUGAAGAUAGUCAAACGCUGUUGGGAUUCCAGUGGGGGGGAUACAUAUUUGUAUGCUGCUCAAUACCCUUCGGGUUCCGCACGUCGGCGUUCCUGUAUCAGGCUACGGGAAUGGUAGCGACAUCUUAUGUCCGAUCGUUGGGGGUCCCAACCUCACAGUAUAUAGACGACAGGCUAGCUGCGGAAUUGCUAGCCCGGUUGAGGAAUAAGUCGGACAGGGAUAGUCACCUGGAUGCAGCCAACGCCGCCAUUUUUAUCCUCUGCCAAAUCUUAAUCAGGCUAGGAUAUUUCCUAGGGCUGGGCAAGUCGAUUCUCAUUCCCACCCAGAUCAUUAUCCACUUAGGUUAUGGAUGUAACUCGCUACUCCGAGCUUUCUUCUUACCGGUGGACAAGAAGUCUAGAUUCAUAGAGCUUCGGGAGUACAUUCUAGCCCAGGAAACUGUAACUAUCAAAACUAUGCAGAAGUGGGCAGGGAAGUGUGUUUCGUUUCAGCUUGUGGUCCCAGCAGCUAAGCUCUUCGCUAGGGUAGCCCACCGUGCAAUAGCGGAGGCCUUAAGAGCUCAAGGGACAAUCCGGAUCUCUGGAAAGCUAAGGGAGGAAAUCGAGGAAUGGAGGUUCUUAGAUAAAUGGGAGGGCUGCAUGCACUGGCGGGAUGAGAGGCAUGUUAGCGUAACGAUGUCUACCGACGCCUCGGACAACAAGUGGGGAGCGGUGUUGUUGGGGCCUAGGGGCGAAGCUAUCUCCUUUUCAGAUUAUUGGGGUCAGCACGAUAGGGAUUCACAUAUCAAUGUCAAGGAAACUAAGGCUUUAGCACAUGCUAUCAAGGCGGCAAAGAAAUGGCUGGUUAACGCUAGAGUUACUGCUAAGGUGGAUAGCAAAGUGCUACAGGCAGCAUGGGAAAGGGAGGGAGGUAAAUCGCCAGAGUUGAACGAAGCCAUAAAGAGUUUGUUCUGGGUAACGGUCGACACAAAUAUUUCUCUAGCUUUGGAGUAUGUGGAUUCGGCAUCAAAUCCGGCAGAUGCGCCUUCCAGACAGCUGUCCAAACAGGAUGCAAGGCUUAGCCCUAGGUUUUGGCUACAACUGCAGGAGGCUUACGGGGGGGCAAGGGGACACACAAUAGAUUAUAUGUCAUUAGAUUCUAAUGUUCACCUUGGCCGUGAUGGAAGGCCGCUUAGGCAUUACACCCCAUGGCCGACACCCCUGUCAGCAGGGGUCAACUUGUUCUCCCAAAACCCGGCUGUUAAUGUCCUCACGGGCGAGAGAGAAAACGGCUACACGGAGGUCAAACUUUUCUGCACGGCAGCGUUGAAGUGCCAAAAUUGCCGGGAGUUAAACGACUGUGACUUCAGGUUCUGUAAGAAGUGUGCAGCACCGAAAUGUUGGCCCAACGCAGAACGCCAGCACGAUGAUGAGAAUGGUGGAGUAUUAAGUGCCACAAUUGAGCAGCAUCAGACCCGGCUGACAGAAGGAGAAGUUCCAGCCACUCACAGCUCCACGCGACUUGAAGUAGAAGUACAGUAA
Molecule: messenger RNA, 2515 nt
Organism: Branchiostoma floridae (Florida lancelet)
Lineage: Eukaryota; Metazoa; Chordata; Leptocardii; Amphioxiformes; Branchiostomatidae
Exons: 3
Coding region: 329-2515 (728 amino acids)
Source: RefSeq, a predicted model, not a curated record